AUUGUCAAAGCCAACAACCGAGACCUCUCUUACAUCCUCCUCGUCUCCCUCCUGCUUUGCUUCUUGUCUCUUUUUCUCUUCAUCGGUCAACCAAGGAAAGCCACUUGCCUUCUCCGACAGAUGGCUUUCAGCAUCAUCUUUUCAGUUACCAUUUCUUCUCUUUUGGCCAAAACAAUCACGGUGGUGCUCUCUUUCCUUGCUACAAAACCAGGCAACCGGUUAAAGAGAUGGUUGGGGAAAAGCUUGGCCAACUCCACCAUCCUUUCUUGUUCUGUGGUCCAAAUUAUCAUCUGUUCCAUCUGGCUGGGAGUUUUUCCCCCAUUCAUUGACUCUGAUCUCCACUCCCAGCCUGGAGAGAUCAUCCUGCAAUGCAAUGAAGGCUCUGUUGUCAUGUUCUACAUCACCCUCAGCUACAUGGGCUUCCUGGCUGCCAUCUGCUUCACGGUGGCUUUCCUGGCCAGGAAUCUCCCUGGGGCCUUCAACGAAGCCAAGCUGAUCACCUUCAGCAUGUUG
Molecule: messenger RNA, 513 nt
Organism: Notechis scutatus (mainland tiger snake)
Lineage: Eukaryota; Metazoa; Chordata; Lepidosauria; Squamata; Elapidae
Source: RefSeq, a predicted model, not a curated record